AUGGUAUCAUGGAUCCGUCAUCGAGACCUGCAUAUCUUGACGGUCGGUGGAUACACAUACACGUCGGACCAGCGGUUCCAGGCGACGCACUCGGCGCACACGGAUGACUGGACGCUGCACAUCAAGUGGGCCCAGCAGAGGGACGCCGGCGUCUAUGAGUGCCAGGUGUCGACGCAGCCGGUGCGGUCGUUCUUCGUCACGCUCCACGUUGUCGAUUACCAGAUAAAAGCGCCAAUGUUUGCUAUACAGAACAAACGUCCGCAUAAUAUUGUGUGCCGCCCGAAAGCGUUCCCUUUACAAAAUGAAAUCGCGUUAAUUGAAUCCAUCCGUUCUGAUAUUAAGAGCCGUCAGCGACAGGCGGAUGCGGUCGUGGCGUAG
This is a messenger RNA of Chilo suppressalis (striped riceborer), 378 nucleotides long. Lineage: Eukaryota; Metazoa; Arthropoda; Insecta; Lepidoptera; Crambidae. The record is from the annotation of a GenBank genome assembly.